Molecule: messenger RNA, 922 nt
Organism: Ciona intestinalis (vase tunicate)
Lineage: Eukaryota; Metazoa; Chordata; Ascidiacea; Phlebobranchia; Cionidae
Source: RefSeq, a predicted model, not a curated record
AUUCACACUAACCACUAAGAUGACAAAUGUACUCGUCUGUUGCGUCAUACUUGCAAUUGUUGCGUCAGCGUCUUCUAAAUGUUAUGAAUGGAACUCGCUUUUCGUAUUUAACUGGAACUUGUUGGCCCCAAAGUGGGCGAACGACGCAAUGUACCCAGCAGGCGUUAUAGAUCGACGAUUGUUCAACGAAACAAACCGAUUGUUGAUGGCGAAGAACGCGAUUAUCGGCGCUAAUGCUGACGUCAUAAUGCUACAAGAGGUUCAAAACGAUUGGCUUGAAGAAAUAAAGCUGGCUCUUGGUAAUACAUAUGACCUUGCUAUAUAUAAAGAACACGAACCCAUCUUUCAACCUUCGGCAUUUUUACGUAUCAACAUAAAACAGGGCCUCGGUAACGCCAUUUUCUUCAAACCACGUCGACUUACGUUGCUCGAUACUCGCGACUUUCUUACGACAUCUAGCGGCAACCGUGUGGUGUUCGCGACCUUCGAGAUGGCCCAGGUCAACCGACCACCGAUUACCUUCGUUAACAGUCAGUUGGAAAAGGGAAUACUGGGGAUUGGAACGAGGCUGUUUCAGGUAAACAGCAUUCAUCAAAUUACGAAGAUGAUCAAGAAAGAUUUAGAACAAAGAUUUUCGCUUGAGUUUGAACCACAAGUAGUUUGGGGUGGAGACUUCAAUACAUUAUCUGACAUGCAAACUUAUGCGAGGAUGAGCAACCUUGGAUAUUCGAAUGUGUUUGAUGUGUUAAAGCUUCCAACACCAAACAAUUACUACGGCAGCUUGGUGUUCCCACACCCGAUAAGCUACGUAUUUGUCCCAACACAAAGCGUUCAACGUAAAUUAAUAGAAAUAGCAUAUUCGUUCGUUAAUAACGAAGGUAAGAUGUGUGCUUUGAAAUAUAUAUAGUAGGGUAGGGGAAGA